This is a messenger RNA of Oldenlandia corymbosa var. corymbosa, 848 nucleotides long. NCBI's taxonomy places the organism in Eukaryota, Viridiplantae, Streptophyta, Magnoliopsida, Gentianales, Rubiaceae. The record is from the annotation of a GenBank genome assembly.
AUGACCGGAAUCGAGGAUCCGACAAGUGUGUACGAGAUCAAUGGGCGUAAGAUUACCAGAGUGAUUCGACAUUUGGCAGUUCGUUUUAGUUCUUUCAAUUUUACGGUGGAGUUUUAUAGGUCAACUUUCCUAGUUAAGACCAGCCAGAGACCAAAAGGAGCUCCGAAAUGGGUCAAAACGGUGCUUAAUCUGGAUUUGAUGGAUGAUAUUAGUGAGGAAUGGGUUGAUUCCGAUGUUCUUAUCUUCAAUACUGGGCAUUGGUGGAAACACACAAAGUUAUUCGACUCGGGCUUGUAUUUCCAGGUUGGAGAUAGGUUGAAACUUGGAAUGUCAAUACCUGAGGCCUUUAACAUGGCUCUUUCCACCUGGAAAUCUUGGGUUGAGAGUAACAUCAACACCAGCAGAACUCAUGUACUUUUCCGGACUUUUGAAUCCGACCAUUGGGGUACUGGAUUUUGUGAAGUAACACGGCUGCCUAUGUCAAGAGUUGAGGGCUUGGACCAGCACCCAUAUUCCGAUGCCAUACUCGAUUUAACGAAGAACUUAUCAGUACCCGUUACCGUGUUACAUGUCACUCCGAUGACGGCGUUUCGAAGUGAUGCACACGUAGGAACUUGGGGUGAUAACCCAUCGAUACGUGAUUGUGCGCAUUGGUGCUUACCCGGCGUGCCUGACAUGUGGAAUGAAUUUAUCUUCUCAAAUCUGUUUUCAUCACACAUCAAAUCUUGAACAAGAUGGUCUUUAUACAAUCUAUUUCUUUCUUUGUCUUGAUCAUCAAUUUCCAUGUGUUUGUAACUUUGUAUUCCGCUGUUGCUUGAAAGGAUACCUUGAUUACGUACUAAUCCUUC